GGUUGGGGUCAUCUGCUUUGGUAUAAACUGACUUAUUUUGCUUGGAGUUGCAGCAGGAGGGGUUAUUAUACUUGCACUACUAGUAGCUGCUGCAGCAGUUGUUGGUUUGGGACCAGACACACCAGGGUCAGUAGACGUUGAGGCAGCUUGCCCUCUGUCCUCCAACUGCACUGUGGGAUGGACAGUUCUGAUGUGUCUGUGCAGGUUUGUGGUGGAACGUGCUCUUACUGUUAUUUUCAUUUUACAGUGAAGGCACUCUGCUCUGCUAUUCCCAAUAUCUUUAAACUGCAGCCAGAUGCUUCUUCGUUUACGGGUGUCAGUCAUAUUUAUGUAUUUUUGCGACGCACUCGCACUCUCCUCCUCACCGCUGUCUACUGUCACUCACUCUCACUGAUGGGGACGGACAGACGCUCCACCUGACUGUCGCGUCUGUCCCCCUCUCUGUUUUCACAUAAUGGUAUGAUCCUAUAUCCUCACGUGUGAUUGGCCACCAUGCUGCCAAUCAAAACAAAGUUCUGCCGUGAGCAGAGCUGAGCCACUGAGAGUGAGAGCUGAGCAGCGAAAGGAAAAAAAAGUGGGGAGCCGACUCUCACUCGAUGGGAGUUGGCUCUUCUGAUUCACUACAAAGGAUCAGUGUCAGGACCUCAGACACACUGGUUAGUAGGGACUGAAUGUAGUUUGGGACGCAGUCGGAACUCCCAAAGAACCAUAAAAGCAGAACUGAACUUUGUUCACACUUAAUGUUGCUUACUGAUAGCAUCAAGGACACUUUCUUGAAGCAAGGUGAGCAGGACCCAACUGUGCUGACUAUGGGAGUCCACGGACUUCACAGCUACAUCGAGAGCAACAGUGAUUUUCUGACGACAUGCUGCUUUCGAGAAAGAAAACUCAUCAUCGAUGGAUCCAAUUUGUACUACUGUCUUUACUUCAAGUCUCACUUGGAUCAAGCACACGGUGGAGAUUACGAUGGCUUUGAGAAGAUAGUCACACGGUUUUUCAGAAAUCUCAGAAUUUGCCAUAUUGAGCCGUACGUGGUGCUCGAUGGAGGCAGCGACGUCAGUGACAAAAAAUUUCACACCCUGAAGACAAGAUGCCAAGAAAGAAUCAGAAGUGCGAACGCCUUGUCCAGGGGACGCUCAGGACAGAUUAUACCCAUUCUCAUCAAAAACGUGUUCAAACAGAUCCUCCAGAAACUCAGAAUUCCCUUUAUUCAGUGCCUGGCAGAGGCGGAUUGGGAAGCAGCCGCAUUGGCCAGCGAGUGGAACUGCCCUGUUCUGUCCAAUGACAGCGAUUUCUACAUCUUCAACAUCAAGAGUGGAUUUUUGCCCAUCACUCAUUUCCAGUGGAGGAAAGUGCGUCUGCUGAAACGCAGUGCAAAAAAAUUCAUCCCUGCCAAAUCAUACCGCGUUCGAAAUCUCUGUGCUGCUUUUAACCACAUGAAUAAGUAUAAUCUUCCACUUUUUGCCGUCAUCCUGGGCAACGACUACACCAACCUGGACAAGAGUGCAUUUCCAAACUUCUCAACGUUCUCAACUAGACCUGGAGGAGCUGCCAAGAUCGAUGGUUUACUCACGUGGUUAUCACGUUUCCCCAGUCCUAAAGAAGCCAUCGCUGCUCUCCUCAGCCCCCUGGGGAAGAACAGGAAAUCAAAGAAACUUAACACUGCAAUAAAACAGGGAAUGGCAGCAUACCAACUCAAGCAGAGCUCCAUCGCCCAGUUCUUCAUAAGCGGAGAACCUCAGAUGAGGCUUCUGGGCCCUUUACAGAACCUGCCGGACUGGACUCUGAAACCUGUGGCAGAAGGCAACCUGGCCUCCUUCAUCAUUGACGUCCUGACACUGCAGAGGGUCAUGCUGAACUUCCAGGUGGAGGAUUAUGGGCUGAGCAGCAGCAAUGAGACGUCUCGGCUGAUCCGACAGGUGAUGUACGGCGUACUGCUGUGUACCAGGUGUCAGAAAGUUGGUGAACGCGGCACGUCUUCUGGAGAGAAACAGCAAUACAACGUGGAGGAAUACGACAGGCAGGGAAUGACGCUGACCAGCUCCAUGGUUCCAGCUGUUCUACCCAGAUGUGUAGCACCACACCUUCACCUGGACUCACUGUGGGAGGAGCCGCAGCAUUUGCGUCUGCAGGUCGUGUUGGAGACUCUUGGUGUGUCUCCGAUCGCUGAGUCACUCCAUGUCCCUGAAGGUCUGCAGCUAGCCGUGUACGUCACAUGUUUCUGGCUAAAACACGCAAAGCCUGAGCCAAGAGCAGAGAUGUUCUGGGCUUUACUGACCAACCUGGUCUAUGGACACCUGUGCAGAGAAGAACAGACUGAGAAAGAGAUUGAACCAGUGAAGUUGAGGUUUAAAAAGCUGCACAGUCGUAAGGGGAAGAAGAUCGUGGACCUGGAGUUGGCUCACGCUUUCUGUCAGUGGCAGUGCUGUCUGAAGAACAGCUUCAUUCUGAACCAGCUGCUGAAUCAUCCAGUGCCGGAGCCCGAGUUAGCACGGUUGUACUGUGGCUCUUUGGUGCACGGUGCAGCCCAUGAGCUGAAAAGAGGCAUCGAACCCGAGUCUUUUCUCGCUGGCGCGCCUGGUGCCAUCAGGCUUUACCGAAACCUGCAGGCCGCGGUGGAACGCGAGCUGGACGGCGACUUCAUGACGAGGCCGAGGGAGCUCUGGACACCGGUGGAUGAACUGAGUAAAGAGUUUAAACAUUUGAUGGAUGAGGAUGAGAAUGAGGAUGAAGAUCUGCACAUGAAGGAUGAGAAGUUGCUCAUGGAAACCUGCAGUGUUCGCACGAGACACAAAACCAAACGCAAAACUCCAAACUCCAAAUUGAAGAAGCAGGAGCGCGUGAGCUGGCAGUAAAUCUAUGCGUUGUAGGGGUUUUUUUUUUAGUAACACAGUUCUGUUAAUCAGUGUUUCUAAAAGACGCAGCAACAGAUGAUAAAAAUGUGUUUUACAAAUGUGUUAUUACAAGUUUUGAUCAUUUCAUGGCUAAAAAUCAAAAGGCAGAGAGAUUCGGUAUGUGCUGAUAAUCAGUUCUAUAAUACAUCACAAUAUUGUUAUGAAUACGGUUCCAAGCAGAAGGAAGUGUCCCAGAUACACAGCAUCUUGAGCAAUAUUUAGAAGAAUACAGUACGUUUCAGAAAUACAGCUCGUCACUUUCAGACCAGAACGUCAGUGACGAAGGAGCUCAUCUGUCCUGCCAUCAAAACAACCCUGACGACCAAAACGUCAAACAGAACCGAAAUGUGACGAUGUGAGAAGUUCAGGUUUAUUAUAAAACCCUUUAAAAACAGCAACAGUUGACCAAAGUGCUGAACAGUCCAACUCAGUAAAGAGUCAUACAUAUGGGCUAAAAGCAGAUCAAGGACACAGAAAGGAAUACACACUACACAGAACAACACAACGCAUCACCACUCAUACGGAGUCAAAAGCCAGGGAGAAAAAAUGUGUUUUCAGGAGGGAUUUGAAAAUAGGCACUGAAGGGACAAGCCUUACAUGUAAGGGGACUUCAUUCCACAGUUUAGGACCAAUGACUGCAAAGGCAUGAUCCCCCCCCAACACACACACACACUGCAAAAAAUAAAAAUCUUCGGAAGUUUAUUUGUCUAUUUUCAAGUCAAAACAUCUCGCCACCCUUAUUAUAAGACAUAAUUGCCCAACAAGCAAAACCUCAUUUAGCUAGAAAGGCUAGUUUUUAGACAGUCCAUCUUGAAAAUCUUGUCUAGACAAAAUGUCUUGAAAAAGUCUUAUUUGGAGCACCUUUGAAAAUAAAACAAGUUUUUUUUAAAACAAGUAAGUACAUUUUGGACAUUUGUCAAAUGCGGUUCAUCUUGUUUCAAGAAAAAAAAGUAUGCUUGUUUUGGGAAUAAAUGAACUUUACUGAAAUCUUUGAAUCUUUCAUUACAAUUCAACUCCACCUUACAGAUCCUAAGUUUACUGCGACUGUUUUCUCAGUCAUUCAGAGUGAGCUCCUUCUAGAUGCUCUACAGACUCUAGACCAGACAAGCGCCUUCAAAAAGCCUAUGAGUGAGUGGAGGCGUUUUAGUGAGGGCUUUUUGGAAUGCUGGGAGUUAAGUUCAGUGUUUGUUUUUUUUGUGCCUGAUCUUGUAAACCCCUCGUACACAUGAAUAGCCAGUGCCCCCAAAAUGGCGUUGUGUAAGCACUGUAAGUCAAAAUGCGUAGACUUUUUUUUUUUGUGCCUGAUUUUGUAAACCCCUCGUACACUGCACUGUUGCUUUGGCGUUGUGUAAGCACUGUAAGUCAAAAUGCGUAGACUUUUUUUUUUUGUGCCUGAUUUUGUAAACCCCUCGUACACUGCACUGUUGCUUUGGCGUUGUGUAAGCACUGUAAGUCAAAAUGCAUAGACUUUUUUUAUUAUUAUUAUUAUUAUUUAUUUUUGGUGCCUGAGGUCCUGGGGAAGUGGAAUCUUAAUGUUUGAAUGUUGAAAUGGGAAAAAAAAUAAACUUGUUGCAAUGCUA
Messenger RNA from Neoarius graeffei (lesser salmon catfish), 4474 nucleotides. RefSeq names its product asteroid homolog 1a (gene aste1a). The record is from RefSeq and is a predicted model, not a curated record. The coding region runs from base 741 to 2855 and encodes 704 amino acids. The transcript is spliced from 5 exons. NCBI's taxonomy places the organism in Eukaryota, Metazoa, Chordata, Actinopteri, Siluriformes, Ariidae.